AUGUUCAUCUUCACCAGUUCAGAGCACAGAAUCAUGUUCAUCUUCACCAGUUCAGAGCACAGAGUCAUGUUCAUCUUCACCAGUUCAGAGCACAGAGUCAUGUUCAUCUUUGAUGAGCCAGCCUCAGUGGACGUGCUGCUGACAAACCUCAUCGAGGGGAAUCUGCUUCCCUCUGCUCUCCUCUGGAUCAUCACCCGACCAGCAGCAGCCAAUCAGAUCCCUCUUAAGUAUUUGGACCAGGUGACAGAAAUUAGGGGAUUCAAUGACCCACAGAAGGAGGAGUACUUCAGGAAGAGAAUCAGCGAUGAGAAUGUGGCCAGCAGAACAGUCACACACCUAAAGUCAUCCAGGAGCCUCUACAUCAUGUGCCACAUUCCAGUCUUCUGCUGGAUUACAGCCACUGUUCAACAGCUGGAGAAGGGCAAUCUGAUCUUCUAUGAGGAGGACCUGAGAGAGUGUGGCAUUAAUGUCACAGAAGCAUCAGUGUACUCAGGAGUGUGUACUCAGAUCUUCAGAGAGGAGGCUGGGCUGUGCCAUGGGAGGGUGUUCAGCUUUGUGCAUCUGAGCAUCCAGGAGUUUCUUGCAGCUCUGUAUGUGUUCCUCUGCUUCAGCAACAGACAGAGAAACAUGCCUGACCAACAGCAAACCUCUCUGCUCUCUGCUCUGUUCAGAGCUGCAACACUUCAUGACCUAGACAAGACUGCAGUGGAUCUGGCCUUACAGAGUGAGAAAGGACACCUGGACCUUUUCCUCCGCUUCCUUCUGGGCCUCUCACUGGAGUCCAAACAGAAUCUUUUAAAACACCUACUGCCACAGAGAAGUAGCCAAUCAGAUAGCUCAGAACAAACAGUACAGUAUAUCAAACAGAAGAUCAGAGAUGAACAUUAUUCAAACAGAAUGAUCAACCUGGUUCUGUCUGAAUGAGCUGAAUCACCAUGCUGUAGUGGAGCUCAUUGACAAGAGCUCAGGUUCUCUGUCUGUAGUCAAUCUCUUACCUGGACAGUGGGAGACUAAGACAU
Molecule: messenger RNA, 1019 nt
Organism: Alosa alosa (allis shad)
Lineage: Eukaryota; Metazoa; Chordata; Actinopteri; Clupeiformes; Clupeidae
Product: NLR family CARD domain-containing protein 3-like
Exons: 3
Coding region: 1-924 (307 amino acids)
Source: RefSeq, a predicted model, not a curated record